Molecule: messenger RNA, 636 nt
Organism: Knipowitschia caucasica
Lineage: Eukaryota; Metazoa; Chordata; Actinopteri; Gobiiformes; Gobiidae
Source: the annotation of a GenBank genome assembly
AUGACCACGGCCGCCAUCGUCGCCAUGAGAGACCAGAGGCUCCUCCACCUCCUCCAGCCUCCUCCUCCUCCUUCAGCCUCCUCCAGCCUCCUUCAGCCUCCUCCACUCUCUUCCAGCCUCCUCCUCCAGCCUCCUCCUUCAGCCUCCUUCAGCCUCCUCCACUCUCUUCCAGCCUCCUCCUCCAGCCUCCUCCUUCAGCCUCCUUCAGCCUCCUCCACUCUCUUCCAGCCUCCUCCUCCAGCCUCCUCCUCCUUCAGCCUCCUCCACUCUCUUCCAGCCUCCUCCUCCUCCUGCCUCCUCCUGCCUCCUUCAGCCUCCUUCAGCCUCCUCCUCCUACCUCCUCCUGCCUCCUCCUGCCUCCUUCAGCCUCCUUCAGCCUCCUCCUCCUACCUCCUCCUGCCUCCUCCUGCCUCCUUCAGCCUCCUCCUCCUACCUCCUCCUGCCUCCUUCAGCCUCCUCCACUCUCUUCCAGCCUCCUCCUCCUGCCUCCUCUUGCCUCCUCCACCUCCUCACAUAUUAUCACAGUUCAUGAUCUCUGAGUUUCUGACCCGAGCCCGCGCCCUCUGGGUUCUGAUCCCGGCUCUGGGAGUAUUGAUCCCAGGAGCGAUGACUCCCGCGGUGCUGCCACCUCUCUGA